Messenger RNA from Aegilops tauschii subsp. strangulata, 2983 nucleotides. RefSeq names its product protein ENHANCED DISEASE RESISTANCE 2. The record is from RefSeq and is a predicted model, not a curated record. Gene Ontology annotation, molecular function: lipid binding. Lineage: Eukaryota; Viridiplantae; Streptophyta; Magnoliopsida; Poales; Poaceae.
UUGGACUUGGCCACUCUCUCUCCACCCCCCACCCGCUCCCCCACCCGUGCCGUCGGCCGGCCGCAUCCUCCCUCGCCGCGCGGCCUCGUGCCCCCGCCCACCCGCCGACGGAUCUCCGGAUCUGGGCCACCUCGGCGCCCGCGGCCCCGACGCCGCCUCCCCGCCCCACCCGCCGCUGCCCCGGAUCCCCGCCCGCCGCCCUCGCAGGCGCCUCCCUCGUCUUCGAGGCUCGCCUCGCCGUCCUCGUCCCCGAGGGAGCCGGCCCUUUGCUCCUCGCCUCGCCGCGGCCGGGCUGCAAGUGCUGUUUCGGAGGGUGUCAGGGAUGUCGUCGUCUUCGUCGACCGUGGUCUAUGAGGGGUGGAUGGUCCGGCAUGGCCGCCGCAAGAUCGGCCGCUCCUUCAUCCACAUGCGCUACUUUGUGCUGGAGACCCGGCUGCUGUCGUAUUUCAAGCGCAAGCCUCAGCACAAGAUGCCCAAGCUCCCCAUCAAGUCCCUCCACAUCGAUGGCAACUGCAGGGUCGAGGACAGGGGCCUCAAGAUGCACCAUGGCCAUAUGCUUUAUGUCUUAAGUGUCUACAACAAAAGGGAGAAGCACCACCGCAUCACGAUGGCGGCAUUCAAUAUCCAGGAGGCUCUAAUCUGGAAGGAGAAAAUUGAGAUGGUCAUCGAUCAGCAACAAGGUGUAGUGUCGCCCGAUGGUAAUACAGCCUUUAGCUCAUCGCAGCAAAAUGCUGGUGUAGAAAAUGGAAGGAAAUCUUCUUCCUCUGAUCGUGACAGUCAGUAUAGUCAUGAAGAGGAAGAAGAGGAGGAGGACAAUCACCGAUCAUUGAUGCGGAGAACAACAAUUGGGAAUGGUCCUCCGGAAUCAUUGCAUGAUUGGACUCGUGGAAAUGAUACGGGAAUAUCUGAUCAGGGAAGCCCUGCCCAAGUUUUCUCUAGAGGACACUGGCGACUUGUCAGAUGCCAGAAUGGUCUCCGCAUUUUUGAGGAGCUCCAAGAUGUUGAUUACCUUGCAAGGAGCUGUAGCAGAGCAAUGAAGGCUGUUGGAGUUGUUGAAGCUUCGUGUGAAGCUAUAUUUCAGCUUGUGAUGAGCAUGGACACCACCCGCUUUGAGUGGGACUGCAGCUUCCAGUAUGGCAGUCUAGUGGAGGAGGUCGACGGCCACACAGCAAUACUGUACCAUAGGCUACAACUGGAUUGGUUUUCAGCAUUUACUUGGCCUCGUGAUCUUUGUUAUGUACGAUAUUGGCGGCGUAAUGACGAUGGAAGUUAUGUUGUGCUAUUUCAAUCCAGAGAGCACCCAAACUGUGGUCCACAACCAGGAUUUGUGAGGGCGCACAUUGAGAGUGGCGGUUUCAACAUUUCUCCACUGAAAUCCCGUAACGGGAGAGUCCGAACACAAGUACAGCAUCUUAUGCAGAUUGAUUUGAAGGGUUGGGGGGUUGGCUACUUACCUUCAUUUCAACAACAUAGCCUCCUUCAUAUGUUGAACAGCGUUGCCGGGCUUAGGGAAUGGUUUUCACAAAGUGAUGAAAGCCAAAUACUUCCUAGGAUUCCUGUUAUGGACAAUAUGGCCCUAUCGGUUUCUUCUAAGAAAGGCAAAAAAACGCAGGAUAGUACUGUGCAAACCAGCCUUCCGGCGGAUGAAAGUAGACAUUCAACGGUUGAGGAGGAAUCUGACGAAGAUGAAGAAUUCCUGUUACCUGAAUCUGAGCUAGAGCCAUCAACUCGUGAGCUCGAUGCAGAUGGUAAACUACUAGGGCUGGAUGAGGAAGAUUCAGGUGAGAUCGAUUUUUCUGGAUUUUCUGGAAAUUUACGCCGGGAUGACCGUGAUAACAGUCGUGAUUGUUGGAGAAUAUCUGAUGGAAAUAACUUCAGAGUGCGAAGCAAGAACUUCAUAUAUGAUAAAAGCAAGGUUCCUGCUGGAAAACCUCUUAUGGAGCUUGUUGCUGUUGACUGGUUUAAAGAUGUGAAACGAAUGGAUCAUGUUGCUAAAAGAAAAGGAUGCGCUGUUCAAGUUGCUGCUGAGAAGGGUCUUUUUUCGUUGGCAAUAAAUCUACAAGUUCCUGGCACAACUAACUAUAGUAUGGUUUUCUACUUUGUAUCAAAGAAACUGAUACCGAACUCCUUGUUGCAACGCUUUGUUGAUGGCGAUGAUGAAUUCCGCAAUAGUAGGUUCAAGCUGAUCCCAUCUGUACCGAAGGGCUCAUGGAUUGUCCGCCAAAGUGUUGGCAGCACACCGUGUCUGCUAGGCAAAGCAGUUGACAUCACCUAUAUCCGUGGUGCAAAUUAUUUGGAAAUAGACGUGGACAUUGGUUCGUCUACGGUGGCAAAUGGAGUCUUGGGGCUUGUGUGUGGCGUGAUCACAACGCUAGUUGUCGACAUGGCUUUUCUUGUCCAGGGCCACACAUACGAGGAGCUCCCGGAACGACUGAUCGGUGCGGUUCGAAUGUCGCACAUAGAACUAUCAUCUGCGGUUGUUCCUGUGCUUGAGGAUUAACCAAAUUACUGCUACUAUCGUCCAUUUGGUCCAAGUGGUGCUUGCAACGUCGGCACUCAUCUCCUCUAUUUCAGUCUUGACAAGACACAGUAGGGUAUACAUAUAUACAGGCAGGGAACCAAGCGUUGGCGCCGUGCCAUGCCAACGACAUACUGAACGCGGAGAAGCAAUUAAUUUUUAUGUGUAUGUAAUUAUGUAUUGCACAUCAUGAUUCGGCGACGUGAUGGCAAUCUCGUAGGUGUUAGCAUUGUGUCGGCAAAGAAAAAGAAGAUACCGAAAUUAGGGCUAGGGGACUGGGCGAGGCCCAGGUGAGGGUCAGUUCAGCGCGAAUAAAAAAGCUAUGUGCUUGCUUUGUUCGAAACAUGUAGGAAAGGGGUUGAGAUGACAGCGCCAAGUUCAAAGUUGAAACCACACAUACCAUUAUUCAUGUACUAAUAUGCAACUUGAGACUGCAAUAUAAGAUCAUGCCACUGAUUUGCAGGA